Messenger RNA from Panicum virgatum (switchgrass), 1346 nucleotides. RefSeq names its product protein LATERAL ROOT PRIMORDIUM 1-like. The record is from RefSeq and is a predicted model, not a curated record. The transcript is spliced from 2 exons. Gene Ontology annotation, molecular function: DNA-binding transcription factor activity; DNA binding. Gene Ontology annotation, cellular component: nucleus. Gene Ontology annotation, biological process: positive regulation of DNA-templated transcription. Lineage: Eukaryota; Viridiplantae; Streptophyta; Magnoliopsida; Poales; Poaceae. The coding region runs from base 303 to 1187 and encodes 294 amino acids.
CCACCCGAUCGAUCACUGUGCGUGAUCCUGUCUGCUCUGCCCGGCUCAGCUCCUCCUCGAGCGCGCAAGCCGCAAGCGUGGCGUCCUCGUCGGGGCGGCGCUUCCCAUCGGACGCCACGGCGAUCGCGGGCUGGCUGCCGGCGGCCCCCGGCGGCCGCGGGGACGACCUCUCCCUCGGCUUCAAUGCCUCCGCGGGGCCCGGCGCGGGCUCGCUGGCGGCCGGGCUCUGGGGCCCCGCGGCCUCGCGCCAGGCCGCCGCCGCGCUCGGGUACGGGGCGGUAGGCGCCGCCGGUGACGUCGGGAUGCUGGUCGUCUCGCCCGCGGGCUCGUUCCACCACCAGCGGGCUGCCGCGGCGGCGGCCGCCGACGACCCCGUGUUCCCGCUCGUCGCCGCGGCGCAGCGCACCCUCGUCGACGCUGACGCCGCCUCCGGGAAGCCGCCUGCGGGCGCCAUCCAGUUCUGGCACCCGGAGCCCCCGGCGGGGGCUUUGGACGGCAAGAAGGCCCUCGCCGCCAUGCUGGACCAGGGCCGCGGCUCCGGGUCCGGCGCGGCGACGUGCCACGACUGCGGCAACCAGGCCAAGAAGGGGUGCGCGCACAGCCGCUGCCGCACCUGCUGCAACAGCCGCGGCUUCGACUGCGACACCCACGUCAGGAGCACCUGGGUGCCCGCCGCUCGCCGCCGGGAGCGCCUCCAGGUCGCCGGCGCCGGAGCCGGGGCCGGCGCGUCCCCACCUCCCCCCGCUCCGCCCGCCGCUGCCAAGAAACCCCGCCUCGCGUGCCAGACCGCCACGGCGACCACCAACUCCCGCACCUCCACCUCCAACGCCACCACCCCUCGCAGCCUCGACACCUCCUCGAGCCACCAAGCCGCGUCGUUCAAGGACAACCUGCCGCGGCAGGUGCGGGGGCCGGCGGUGUUCCGGUGCGUGCGGGUGACGUCCGUCGACGACGGCGGCGGCGAGGUCGCGUACCAGGCGGCGGUGACCAUCAACGGGCACCUGUUCCGGGGCCUCCUGUACGACCACGGCGCCGACACCGACGGCCGCGCCGCCGACGCCGCGCAGCACGGCACCUCCGACCUCCACCUCGGCAGCGCCUCGGCCGCGGCUCCCGGGCCCAACCUGUACAGCGGCGCCAGCGCCCCGCUCAUCCUCGGCGGCCUGGGCUACGGCAACACGCCAUGAACUGAUGGGAGGCAAGCAGCAACAGCGCACCGCAGCCAGGAUCGAGCAGCAAGGGUACCUUUACCGGCUGUGUUUAGAUAGAUCGUAAAUUUUUUUCGAUGGAUUUUUGUUAAUUUAAAGUACUAAAUAAAGUUUAUUUAUAAAAACUUUUUACACCGA